GGCUCAGUGAAGAGACAAGCACUGUAUGCCUGUAGUACAUGCACUCCAGAGGGAGAAGAACCAGCAGGAAUUUGUCUAGCUUGCAGUUAUGAAUGCCAUGGAAGUCAUAAACUGUUUGAACUAUAUACAAAAAGAAAUUUUCGUUGUGAUUGUGGAAACAGCAAGUUUAAAAAUUUGGAAUGCAAAUUAUUUCCUGUUCCAGAUGAGAUGAUUCAGUGUGUGGUCUGUGAAGACUGGUUCCAUGGCAGGCAUCUCGGUGCCAUUCCCCCGGAGAGUGGGGAUUUCCAAGAGAUGGUGUGCCAGGCUUGUAUGGAACGCUGUUCUUUCUUGUGGGCGUAUGCUGCCCAGUUGGCAGUCACCAAAGUAUCUGCUGAAGAUGAUGGGCUGCUGCUGAAUGUUGAUGGCAUGGGCGAUCAAGAGGUUGUCAAGCCUGAAAAUGGAGGUCACCAAGAUAACACCCAAAAAGUGGAUGUUCCAGAGCAUGAAAUGAAUGCUGGCAAGGAAGUUAAAGCUGAGCAGCAGAGUGAGCCGUGUGCCAGCUCCAGCUCUGAGUCUGACCGCCAGACAGUGUUCAAUAGUGAAAACACCAAAACCGAACUGAAGUCUGCCUGCAGACUUCAGGAGCUCCAAGCCAAGCAGUUUGUAAAGAAAGAUGCUGCCACCUAUUGGCCCCUGAACUGGCGCAGCAAGUUGUGCACCUGCCAAGACUGUAUGAAAAUGUAUGGAGAACUAGAUGUCCUGUUCCUGACAGAUGAAUAUGAUACCGUUUUGGCUUAUGAGAACAAAGGCAAGAGUGCACAGGCGUCUGAUAGAAGGGACCCUUUAAUGGACACCCUGAGCAGCAUGAACAGAGUCCAGCAAGUGGAACUUAUUUGUGAAUACAAUGAUUUGAAGACUGAACUUAAAGACUAUCUGAAGAGAUUUGCUGAUGAAGGCACGGUUGUUAAGAGAGAGGACAUUCAGCAGUUCUUUGAAGAAUUUCAGUCUAAAAAGAGAAGGAGAGUGGAUGGGCUGCAGUAUUACUGCAGCUAGAGGGGAGUGCCUGCUUCCUCAUUCAGUGAAAAUGCCACUGUUCCAGAAUAAAGAGACCUGUGUCACACUUGGUUCCCUUUCCGUCCUCCUGUGGCCUCAAGCCCCCAUCUCAACAGUAGCCGCAGUGUUUAUGCUGCUGUCUCUACAGCAUCCUCGAUGACUCAGCGAAACGCACCUCAUCCCACAGACUCCAGCUUUCCUGUCCGGAUACCCAGGGGUUUUGCUUAUGUUUUAAGAUGUUUGAUUUGAUCUUGAGAAAGCAAAUUGGUUUCUUUUUUUGGCAAUGUGUUCCAUGACUCCCAAAUGUGUGUCCACAGGCUGUUGCCCCCUGGGUCCUCUCUGUCUUGCAGGUUCUCUUCCUGUCAGCUCAAACCUCUGUGGGGGGCCAUCCCUUCUGCCCCCAUGAUCACAGUGCCUUGGGGCACAGCUUCCUCAAGCCUGCUCUUCAGAGUCCUCACUGCUUCCUGAGGUUUGCUCGUGGCCUGAAGGGAUUUGUGAUUUCUCUGGACCAGCGUUCAGAGCACCAGGCUUGAUGUUCAGGUGCUGAUGUCUGUUGUGGACAGGGAGGUUGACUCAUGGCAGGAUUGAGGAAGCAAGCCUUUGUUCUGAAUUUCACUGAUGAAUUUAAAGUGAAAUUUUGCCCCAUUCUUUUGGCACUUAGACAUCAGCUUUAGUACUGUAAUGCUCCCAGGGCUUCCAGGGAAUCCACCCAUAUCUGAAUCCCUUUGCUGCUGCCUAAAAUGACCAGAUCCCACCCCAUGGGUGCUUUCCAGAGUCCUCUGGUUUCUUAUGUUAUCAGGGAUAUGCAUAAGCAUAUAUUAAAAACGGACCUAUUUUGAUACAGUUGGAACCUCAGUAAGUUAUUUUUCCCCUUGAAUCUGUGCUGAAGGCAAAAAUACUGACUGACCUUAAUGGUGGUGAGUGGGCCAGUGUUACUGAAGAUUCCAGAGAAAGCCCUCAGCCACACAAAAUGCCAGGUUUUGUGUGUGUGUGCACAGCUCCUCCCCUCCUGAAUGAAGUCUGAAGAGUCUCAUGGAUUGUUGUCUAAAAAUCCACGUUUGAGGGAAGUCUUCUGGCUGGUGUGAAAUCUUUUUAAAGUUCCCUCUGUCUAUGUGGAAAAUAUCUUUUGAUCUACAAAGCCCUAAGUUGUCCCCUUGAGAGAAACAAUGUCUUCCCUAGCACACUGGGGUACAUUAAAGGCAUUUUAGGCCAUAUGUUGGUGUGGAUUUUUUUGUGUAUGUGCAGCAGUUGUAUGCAUGAGUGCUUACCAAUUCCUCAUAAGACAAAGGAGAGCCUACAGAUGAGGAAAUGGCAUGGCUCCUGUGCUGUGGCCUGUAGCCUCCCUCCUAAUGACAGGCCCUGUGAAAGCUGGUAUGAGGAACUGGAAGGCUCCUGGCUGCAGGCAAUGCCUGUGUACACUGAGCUGGCCUCCUGGAGAGGACUCAGUUAAAAACCUCAGCUGCCUAAGGCCUGGGGAUCUUCCAAGUCUGAGGGUACCUUGAAUUUGAGAGUUGCACUUUCCAUGUUCCAUCAUGUCCUCAAAGUUUAUAUCUUCCCAGGUGUCCCACUUGACUACAAAAAUGUUCCUGUCUGCCUGUGGCAGGUCAGAACCAUGGCUCGGCAGCAGCGUUAGUGAGCAGCAGCAAUACAGAUGCCCAUGCUGAAGGGCUUGUCUAAGAAAGGCUCUCUACUUAACCAGAAAACCUCUUUUUGUACCUGUUCACAACUGAUUUUCUUACCGACUUGGGCUGUCUCUUCUCGUAGAGAUGGUUUGGGCCAACCUGUGGCAGUUGAUAUUAAUGCAUGUUUUAUGCAAAACAAAAAUGUGAUACUAGUUACUUUUCAGGAAUUCUGGCAUUGUAUGUACAUUUUUGUAGAAAUUACUACUGGAUUUAACAUAUUUCAAUCAGGUUUCUGUAAAAUCCAAAUUAAACCAAUUUAAAAUAGUUGA
Messenger RNA from Cricetulus griseus (Chinese hamster), 2983 nucleotides. Lineage: Eukaryota; Metazoa; Chordata; Mammalia; Rodentia; Cricetidae. The record is from RefSeq and is a predicted model, not a curated record.